AUGGCAGCAACCGAAUCUUUUUCUUCCGCUCCUCUCUCUAUUUCUCAGAUUGUGACUCUAAAACUAACAGAGUCCAACUAUCUGCUAUGGAAGACUCAGUUUGAGUCCUUUCUCUCACCACAACUGCUGCUUGGCUAUGUCACUAGCGCAAUCACUCGACCGGAAGCUACUCGCUCUGUUACAGGUACUGCUGGAGUCACUGAAGAGCCAAAUCCGGAGUUUACUAAGUGGAUUCGUAAUGACCAGCUUGUCAUGGCAUGGAUCUUCGGUUCCUUGUCAGAACCAGCUCUGAGGAUGGUCUAUGGUAUGCAAUCUGCACAAGAGGUAUGGACUGCUCUUGCUAAAAAGUUUAAUAGGGUCUCAACCACUAGAAAGUUUGAACUUCAGAAUCGCUUGCGUGCUUGCAUUAAGAUAGGUAGAACCAUGGAACAAUAUCUUAGUGAACUUAAGCAAAUCUUUGAUCAGCUUGAUUCCAUUGGAUUUCCUAUGACCGACUUGGAAAAAAUUCAUGGUUUAUUGUCGGGUUUGGGAAAGAAAUAUGAAUCUGUCUCUACGGUCAUAGAACACUCUAUGGAUUCUGUUCCUGGUCCGUGUUAUGAGGAUGUUGUGUUCAAAGUCACAGCCUUUGAUGAUAAGCUCAAAACUUAUUCAUCAGCUUCUGCUGUUACUCCUCAUCUCGCGUCAAGCUGA
Camelina sativa (false flax) is the source of this 690-nucleotide messenger RNA. The record is from RefSeq and is a predicted model, not a curated record. NCBI's taxonomy places the organism in Eukaryota, Viridiplantae, Streptophyta, Magnoliopsida, Brassicales, Brassicaceae.